This is a messenger RNA of Rosa rugosa (rugosa rose), 702 nucleotides long. Its product is annotated as heavy metal-associated isoprenylated plant protein 39. Gene Ontology annotation, molecular function: metal ion binding. Bases 179 to 487 code for a protein of 102 amino acids. Lineage: Eukaryota; Viridiplantae; Streptophyta; Magnoliopsida; Rosales; Rosaceae. The record is from RefSeq and is a predicted model, not a curated record. The transcript is spliced from 3 exons.
UUUGGCAUGCCAAACCCAAAAACCCAAGCCCAGAUGAGCCUCACAUUUCCUCCACCCUCUUUAUAAACACCACCAAACCACAAUUUUUUCUUGGUUUCAGCCUCUUUCUAGUUAUAACUCUCUUUGUCUUCUUCAGUUUUCAUUUGUGCUCUCACAUUUCUCCUCUCAACAAGUCACCAUGGCUCAGAAGGUGGUGUUGAAGGUCUUGACCAUGACUGAUGAGAAAACAAAGCAGAAAGCCAUUGAAGCUGCGGCAGAUAUCUUUGGGAUUGAUUCGAUCGCGGCAGAUCUGAAGGACCAGAAGCUCACAGUGGUGGGGAUGAUGGACACAGUUGCAGUGGUGAAGAAGCUGAAGAAGGUAGGUAAAGUCGACAUAAUAUCUGUUGGUCCAGCCAAGGAAGAGAAGAAAGAAGAAAAGAAAGAUGAGAAAAAAGACGAAAAGAAAGAGGGCGAGAAAAAAGAAGAAAAGAAGGAAGACAAAAAAUAAACACCUGUUCGUCGAUCAACUUCCUGUAAUGGUAGGCCAACUUCCUGUAGUGAUAGACUCGUUCAUGUGAAACUAGUCUGCUUCCGGGUGAAGCUGUGUUGUAAUUUACAUGCGUUAAUGCAAUGUAAAAUUUACUUUUCGGGAAUGUAAGGGUUUGAUAAUUUUGUUUUCUUGGCGAUGUAAAAUGUAAAUAAGAAGCUGUCCAGAUUCAGAAA